Closterium sp. NIES-65 is the source of this 306-nucleotide messenger RNA. The record is from the annotation of a GenBank genome assembly. Lineage: Eukaryota; Viridiplantae; Streptophyta; Zygnematophyceae; Desmidiales; Closteriaceae.
AUGAAGGGCAAUAAGCCGUUCAUACCCGAGAAGUCUAUUGUUGACUGGCUGCUACAAGUGGCCCUGGCGCUAGAGCACAUGCACUACCACAACAUGUUACACCGAGGUGUCACGCAGGCAGAGAACGUUCUCCUUUGCACCCUUUGCGAGCAGCUGAGAUCUUCCCCAUCGUUUAACGCCAACUCCUGCCCUUCCCGCCUCGCCACACCCCCCCCUGGUGGCAGCAGGCAGAGAACGUUCUCCUUUGCACCCCGUGCGACAGCAACCCCCGCGCGUGUGCGGCUGGGGGAUGGGCGUGGCCGCUGA